This is a messenger RNA of Chara braunii, 2236 nucleotides long. Lineage: Eukaryota; Viridiplantae; Streptophyta; Charophyceae; Charales; Characeae. The record is from the annotation of a GenBank genome assembly.
AGUAUCUCUAAGUUCGUAGCGACAACAUGGAGCCGGAAGAGUCUGUUCAGCAGGCGCAGGAUGCAAGAGCUCAAGUUCCUGGUAAUUACCAGCUGGAGGAGGACAGAGUGAAGGAGAUGAUUCGGGCGUGCUAUGAGGAAGGGAUUCUACCCACUAACAUCGAUUCAGGCAAAAUGUCGGUGGAAGGAAGAGAGGCUAAGUUCGUUUUAAACUCUGCGGUAGACGAGAUUAAGGUGAAAUGGUUGAAAGCAAGAACGGUGACUGUCAUAUUUCGAGAUGGCGCUCGGUUCCUUCCAAAGAAAGUGAAGGAGGAUUUGAUUAGAGCAUAUGAAGACGUUUGGAUCCGCGAUGAGACUUUUGGUGAGGGCUUCAAGAGAGGAAGAAUCAAGGUCGAGAGUCCUAAUAUCGUCUUAUACAUUCCAAGAUCUCAAGCUAUUACGGAUUGGAUGUUGGCCAAGCGCUCCGACUUCAUCGACUUAUCUAAUACGACCUACCGAACGGAGUUCAAGCCGUGGAUGACGCGAGUGGAGGUUCGGGAUUGGAGAAGAACUGUUGACGAAAGCAUCUUUUGGGUGGUGGCCGUUGGCAUACCGCUCGAUGAGAUGACGUUUAUUUAUGUGCACAUCGAAAGAGCAAUCGGCAAAAUUAUUAAGCAUCAUCAACCAGAGGCGGACGAGUCUAACCCAAAACUGGUCAACCUAAGGUUUGACCUGGAUCAUGCGGCCAAAUCUAAUAUGAAGGAUAAAGUAUGGGUUCAAACCCAUCAAGGAGACCUAUUGGAGGUACGUAUGGCGUCGACGGAGUCGGAGUGGUGCAGAAGAUGCUGUACCUUCUUUCACCUGGAGGAGAACUGCAGACGUCCCGAUGGGCGAAACCGAGGAGGUACGUCAUCAAGACCUCAACAAGCCUCGACUGCUCCUGGAACUGGGGUUUCUCCUCAACCACAAUACCAGGGCCCUCUUAGGGCGCCUGGUGCUUCGGUUACUCCAGUCGUAAAGUCAGCAUCAAAUCGGCAAGCGGCUUCCUCCUCGGCUCCAAACUCCAACAUGCAAGCGGUUGUUCAACCUGUUCUUCCACCAGGAGCUACGUCCCAGUUCAAUCCGGUGUUCUCGCCAGGAGCGGGUCAAAUCCUACAAGGAACUGUGUCCCAGAAUUUGGCUCCAGGCCAAGUUAAUCCGUGGGCGGCCUUUUUCCAGAAUCUGUCGAUGCAUCCGUUCAUUUGGCAACAAACUCAAGGCUUAGCUCCUCUGGAUGCUUCCUUGACCGGCAGCCCAUCCUUCGUCAACCUCCAAACCUACCCUCCAUGGACGCAAGCCCCGGGGGGACCAGGUGGUCAAGGCAGUUCUGGCAUGUCAGGAGGCCAGGGCUUCAAUAAUGCAGGAUCUUUACCUUCACGGGCGGCCGCCCUUGGCCCUAGUGGCUCUCGUUUACGGGGGAUGUCCCCUUGUAAACAACGAAGGGUGAGCGGCACAAGUGGGGUUGACAUUCAGGUGGACGAGGUUCGAGCGGAAUCUUCCAAAGUUUCCAGCGAAGGACUUCGAAUGGACUCCCGCAAUGGAGGGAAGGCGGCAUGGGCAAGCGCCACGGAGUUGAGAAAGCUACCUUGCAUGGUCGAGGCUGGGGCGAUUGAUAAUUGUCCCUCACAGGUUCCGAGCAAAGCGGUGCAAGUGGGAGUUGCCGAUAGGACGGGAAAGGGGUCAGGUUAUCCGCUGUGCGCAGAUGCUUUCAUCGUCGGUCCUGGCAAUAGCCCUACCGGGGGAGCUGGUCUUUGCACAUCAGCGGUGGCGACAAUGCCAGGCGGUUUCGCAUCAUCGCAGCCAUCACAAUCUAAAUCACGUCCUAAAUCAGAUGGGCACAUACGGAGAGGAGAGGAUUCCAUUCCUGUUGGACGGCCUCCGAACAGGGAAAAUGAAAAUGAGACCACUGCCACCAUCGGAGAUCUUAAUGCUCCUCUGGAAGGCCAGGAUGUUUCACAUAGUGCAUCUGUGGGGGCCGGGGAAGGUGGUGGGCAGACCGAUCCAGGCAUUGGUCACAAUGGUCGGGAUAUUGGGUUGGAUGGUGUUGCUUCUCAAGAUGAAAGUAAUGUGCGUGGCGGUGGACGUGGGAGUGAUACUCAUGUGGGUGGUGAUGUGGGAGGGUCAGGCGAGAUGCGGUGAAGGAGGCAACAGAAGAUGAAGAUACCUCUACAUCAUCCGAUUACACGGACAGGUUCUUCGCCCGGUGCACAUGCUCUGAC